Molecule: messenger RNA, 1164 nt
Organism: Symbiodinium natans
Lineage: Eukaryota; Dinophyceae; Suessiales; Symbiodiniaceae
Source: the annotation of a GenBank genome assembly
AUGGACCCACAAGCAGCGCCACCACCAUCCCCGCGUACUUUGGAAGCUGAUGGCGAGUGGAGAGGAAAUCUAGGCGUCUAUCGCUUCAGUUGGCGACCACAGCACAAGGCAACACAGCGGCUGGCACUGCAUGCCAAUGCCCGGCGGCGGCUGCCCAUGCAUCUUGGCCGCACAGGAGAUGAUGAGCGGGUGUCAGUCACCGGCGAAAGUGGCGCCGGCCACUGCGCGCCCCACUCCCCACAUCGCACGGAGCUCCCUGUGGACCACGAUGGCAACCUGUUUUGCGAUGCGCGUGGCAUCAGCCGAAACCAACGCAAGAAGAAGCACUUGGAGCUCGAGCUCCAAAGCUUGCGGGAGGCCUACGCCCGAAAGAUUGCCGACACGGAGCUCCAGUGCGAGAAGCAGAUCGAAGCAGCGGAGGCGGAUCGAAACGAGUGGUUCAAGCGGAAGAAGGUGGAGAUUGCCAAGAUUCGGGCAGGCGUGAUCGUGAUGCAGGCGCUCUUCGAGCGCCGGAAGCGCAAGUUCAUCUCGCAGAUGGAGCAAGAGAGGGAGCAGACCGCCAGACAAAGGAAGGAGAUGGACGAGAAGAUGGCGGCCAUCGAGAAGAAGCUGGCGGACACCACCGAAGAGUACGAAAGCAGAAUCGCCGAGAUGCAGGUGGCCCAUGAGAAGAAGGUGGCCGAGAUGGACAAGCUGCAGAGGACGACCGAGGAGCAGGCUUUGCGAUCCGAGCGCCACCUCAAGAUCGCCGAAGGCGAAAUCACACGGUUGCAAGAGAUCGAGAAGGGGCUCCGCUUCGAAAUCGAAGACAUGAAAGUCAGGCUGCAAGUCGCGGAGCGGGCCGAAGAUUUGAAGCGGGCCCGUGAGAAGGCAGAGUUCCUGGAGGAUGAAUUGCGGAGGCUUCGAAAGCGCAUGGCCGACCGCAAGCACGCCGAAGCUGAAGCCCUGAGAAAGGAGCUCAUGGAGUAUGUGAAGUUCAUCGUGAGGAUCCUUCCUGAUGAGUGGCGUGCCAGGGUGAAACCUGAGAUCCUCCAACGCUUAGCGGCAAAGGUUGGGCCGGAGGAGGACUCGACGAUGGAGGCCAUCUCUGCCAGAGAUCCCUCCUCGCAGCACGCCCUCCCGCCGCUGGACGACCGUGCCAUGCUCUCCAGGAACUCGAGCUAG